ACCCAUAUUGAUCCGGAAGUGGACGCCAAAUCUGAACGAUUCCAUCGGAGGAGUAAAGAUGGCGGACAACGGCGGCGCAGAUCCUGUUAAUAACAACAAUGAUACAACUGUUGGUUUGGAGGGAACUAUUAUCAAGGUCACAGUCAAAACCCCAAAAGACAAGGAGGAAAUCGCCAUCUCGGAAGAUGCGUCUGUCACUCAGUUUAAAGAGGAGAUCUCACGGAGGUUCAAAGCCAAGCAGGAUCAGUUGGUUCUGAUCUUUGCAGGGAAGAUACUGAAAGACGGGGACUCUCUCAACCAGCACGGCAUCAAGGAUGGCCUGACAGUCCACCUGGUCAUAAAGACAGCACACAAGGCAGGAGAUGGCGCUAGUUCCUCUUCCUCUGUCACCACCCAGGUGGGCAGCAGUAGUGGCAACUCCUCUGGCCCCAGUUCUGCAGCCCACCCUUCUACUGUAGGGUCCACUGGAGGCCCUGCCUCGGCACCCCCACAGACACCCAAUAUACUGACUGGGUUCGGUGGCUUGUCCAGCCUGAGCAGCAUGGGCAUGGGCUCCGCUAACUUCAUGGAGCUGCAGCAGCAGAUGCAGAGCCAGCUGAUGUCCAACCCAGAGAUGCUGUCCCAGAUCAUGGAGAACCCCCUGGUGCAGAACAUGAUGUCCAACCCAGACCUGAUGAGGCAGAUGAUCGUGGCCAACCCCCAGAUGCAGCAGCUGAUGGAGCGCAACCCCGAGAUCUCCCACAUGCUCAACAACCCAGAGCUUAUGAGACAAACCAUGGAGCUGGCCAGGAACCCUGCCAUGAUGCAGGAAAUGAUGCGUAACCAGGACCGGGCGCUUAGCAACCUGGAGAGCAUCCCCGGAGGCUACAAUGCCCUGCGCAGGAUGUACACAGACAUCCAGGAGCCCAUGUUCAGCGCUGCACGAGACCAGUUUGGAAACAACCCUUUCUCAGCCCUGGGGGGCAACUCUGAUGGGGGGGUGCAGCCAUCGAGGACAGAGAACCGGGAGCCCCUGCCCAACCCCUGGGGUUCAACUAACCCCUCUGAGGGUGGAGGGAGCACGGGCACCACAGGCUCCUCUGCCACUGGCAGCACCACCCCCAAUGUGUCCAACCCUCUGGGCGUCAACUCUGCCAGUCUGGGUAACGGCAUGUUCAGCAGUCCGGGCAUGCAGAGUCUGAUGCAGCAGAUCUCGGAGAACCCCCAGCUGAUGCAGAACAUGCUGUCUGCUCCCUACAUGCGCAGUAUCAUGCAGUCUCUGGCCCAGAACCCAGACAUGGCCUCCCAGGUGUUGAUGAAUAACCCUCUGUUGGCUGGAAACCCCCAGCUGCAGGAACAGUUCAGGAGCCAGCUGCCCGUCUUCCUGCAGCAGAUGCAGAACCCAGAGGCUCUUUCUGUGAUGACCAACCCCCGGGCCAUGCAGGCUCUCCUCCAGAUACAACAGGGCCUACAGACACUGCAGACAGAGGCACCGGGACUCAUGCCAAGUUUGGCACCAGGUGGACUGCCAGGAGGUCUCCCUGGAGGUCUCCCUGGAGGUCUCCCUGGAGGUCUCCCUGGAGGUCUCCCUGGAGGUCUCCCUGGAGGUCUCCCUGGAGGUCUCCCUGGAGGUCUACCAGGGGGACUAGUGGGCGGAUUACCAGGUGGAAUACCCACAACUCCCCUGUCCACGGGUGGGGGUGUGGCUCCAGAGAACCCUGCCUCUUCGCCGAGUGCUGGGGAAAACCCAGCCCAGCAACUGAUGAUGCAGCAGAUGCUCCAAAUGUUCGCAGGAGGGAAUUCCUCGAGCCAGACCCCAGAGGUGCAGUUCCAGCAGCAGCUGGAGCAGCUGGGCGCUAUGGGCUUCAUCAACCGAGAGGCCAACCUGCAGGCCCUGAUCGCUACCGGAGGAGAUGUCAACGCUGCCAUUGAGAGACUGCUGGGCUCACAGCCCUCAUAAAGACACACUCACUCAGUCACAUCGAUACAGACACAUGCAUACAUACUAUCCACCUCUGCAGCAAGAGGAAUGCACACGCAUAUACAUUGUCUACAGAGAACCAAGAGAGAAGAAAUAAACCAUCCAAAAAAGACAGACGAAACCCGGUCAGGACAUGUACCAUUCUAAACAUCCACCGCAGUCUCCUGUCAGAUCAUUCCCUAACCAUGGCUCCCCUAUCCCCUGAUUUUAGCCUCGUCCAUGGAGCUCUGCUCAGCAGGACCAGACUGACCAGACCAUUUCCUCAAUAGAGGGGUGCCUGGUGAAGGGAGGGGGGUGAGCGAGAACGGCACAGAUUUGCCUCCCUCAAAACCCUCUCCAAAACAGAAUUUCUUUACUCUACCAGAAUCACUAAUCCCUCUUCCUCUUUAAUAAAGCUGUGUUUAUUCCAGGGGUAGACCACCCUGGUCCUGGAGGGCUGCAGGCACUUCAUGUUUUUGAUUUAACUGACCUGGAUGACCAGGCGUGUUGAGGUUAGGCAAUCACUGAACUGAUCAAUUAGCUCAGUUGGUCAGGUGUGGGGCCUAGUUGGGAUAAAAUCCUGCAGUACCUGCGGCACUCCAGGAACAGGGUUGCCUACCCCUGGUUUAUUCAAUGGGGUGGAGGGUUCGUAGUGCGGCAGAUAGAAAUGCAUUGGCAUAGAGCCGUUUAUGAAACUUCAUAAAGCAUUCCAGGGAUUUGUCUAGCUGCAAUGUGUUUAACCUUCCACCCUUUUGACUAAGCCCCUGAUUGCAGGGUAAGGUAUAUGAAGACCGGAGGAAGAGAAUCACAAAACAGAACUUUGUCAAUCUCACACGGAUAUCAGUUAAGCCUGCCCGAAACUCUUUCUAUUUAUUGCUAAAAGAACCCCCACACUUCCCUAAAAUAAAACAAAUAGUCAUUCCAGAUAGGAUAUCUCUAUCUCCACUCAGCUGUGAGUUCUUCCCUGAAGGUAGGAUUGCUGUGCUUUUUUUGUCUUCAACAAAACAUUUAACACCAACCACGCUUAUCAAAUGGAUCGAUUUGCUCAAACCCUGGCUAGUCAAAUCAAAUGAGUCUGCCAUUGGUGGUCUAGAUUGACAUCACACACCGGCGUGUCACAAGGUUGAGAACUGUCAUAAUGGUUAUUAAAAAGACAGAAGUUCUGGGGAAGAAGACACAAAGACAAGACAGACAGAUUUCCUUUUCAUUUUAUUCUGAUUCAUUAUGUAUUUUAAUUUGAUGUGUAAGUAGUACAUAUAGAAUCUGUUUUGUCUCAUUAAAAAAAAUCUUCCUGGAAAAUGUAUGAAUAAAAUAUAAUGAAAAAAAUGUUUUCCAUUUUUGGAAUGGUGUGGCAGUGAAGUUCUAGCUUUUUGCUUUUCUGAGAAUCUCAGCGUUAUGGUAACCUUGGCAAUGGCUUCUAUAGCUGUGCUUUGUCUGUUGGCCUCAGCUUAAAUCUAUCACCCAAUUCAACAUGUUGGAACUAACCUUUAACAGUACUGUACUACAAAAUAAAACAAAGUUGGUCAAUAAGAA
This is a messenger RNA of Oncorhynchus tshawytscha (Chinook salmon), 3472 nucleotides long. Its product is annotated as ubiquilin-4. Gene Ontology annotation, cellular component: cytosol. The record is from RefSeq and is a predicted model, not a curated record. Gene Ontology annotation, molecular function: polyubiquitin modification-dependent protein binding. Gene Ontology annotation, biological process: ubiquitin-dependent protein catabolic process. NCBI's taxonomy places the organism in Eukaryota, Metazoa, Chordata, Actinopteri, Salmoniformes, Salmonidae. The transcript is spliced from 11 exons. Bases 59 to 1939 code for a protein of 626 amino acids.